CGUAUCAGUGUGGCAACUUCUGAUAAACGAAACAACGAAGACGACGAGUCAAGAGUUUGUCAAAUUACAUCGGUUUUUCUUUGGUGGAGUGAAAAAUAUAGAAAAAAAGUGUAAAAAAUCACGUAUAUUUGCUUAGAAACCCUACAAGGAGUUAAUUGUACAUAUUAAUUUUAAAGAGGAUUAUUGCAACAAUAACCACAAAUAAGCAUACGUGUUUGAGAAUAAGCAAAACGUAGACGAGCGAGUGAUUUCUGUUUUUUUUUAUUAAUAAAACAUGGCGCGUCUAACCUACGUCUAUAGAACGGAGGACAUAAGUUAUGUGAACGUCGGCCGGAGACAAUUGCCCGUCAAUGCUGGUGAUGAUAAUCUAAUGAUGCUUAUGGACUUAAAUAGUAAAGGUCUUUGCAUUGAUAGUCCCCACAUCCGCGGCAAAGAACUUGAGGAAUUUACAAGGAAAUUUAAUCUACUCACAACUGAUGAAUUACAAACAUCGUUGGAAAUUAGCAGCAAGACAUUUGUAUCCGUUCUAAAUCAGUGUGUCCAAUGUGUGGGUUGUCGGCGACGUGUCGAGCGUCUUUUCUAUCAGCUUACACUCUCCGGUCAUCCAACGCUCGAUCCAUUGGUGCUGAAAAACUCUUGUGUUUUGAGUAUAGCCGAAGAGAAAAUGAAAACCCCGCAAGCCUUAGGAACACUGUUGUAUCGUCACCACGAGAUACUGAAUAAUUUGCUGGAGAGUAAGUUACGGAAUAAGACAAGGUGUGUACUGCAUUCGUUAGAUGCAUUCCGUUCGAAACCCUUCUCGGAGACAUGGCGGGAGGUGUGGUCGUCGAUGAAACACAAUUGUCGCGAUGAAUUGGCCGUGAUCGAAACGAAAGAAUUGCAUGAAGUGUUGGAAAACUAUUUGAAGAAGCAUAAAUUCUGUAAUGGUUGCCGUACGAAGAUCGAAAAGGCGUAUAAAAUUUUGGUAGGUGAGACGACAACGAAAGAGAAAGGCUAUGUCGCCGCACUUUAUGCCAAUAUCAAAAAGUGUCAUCCCGACAAGCACAUACAUGUUUUCACGAAUAAAAUCGACUUUCUCGACGCUCUAAUAAGGCGCGCCGAGCCCGAAGUCAAUGGAAGCUAUUCUAAAUUGCGAGAACGUCAUGCGAAAACAUUAGAAAUUGCCCAGGAAGAAGUACUCACCUGUGUCGGUAUGAUAAUGUACGAACGUUUAAGGCGCGUCUACGUGAGUCUGCGUGAAGAAGAACGUGCCUGUCAAGUGUUAGCUGCGGUUGGUGUGCAUGCGCUUUGUCGUAGUUUCGACAUGUCGGUGGAAAAGAAACAGGGUAUCAGCAAUUUGGAACUGCUCUAUCAAGAGAUAAGUCGAGCUGAAAAAGCCAAAGAGUACAAGCGCGAGCAAAAGAAAUUGAAAAAGAAGAAGAAGAAGAGCGAAAAGAAAAACUCUCGUGUAUGUGACCGCAACGAUGCCCAUGCAGAGGAGGAACAUGGCAGCGAUGAUGAAGAUCUGCAUGAACAUCAUGGCACCAAGGCUAGAUCGACCUCUUCAACAAUCGAUGACGAUGAUGGCGACGAAGUCGUGGACAUCGAUGAUGAAGAGGAAGAUGAUGGGACGUUAGCUGCUGGUCAGAAAUUAAAAGGCAUGGAAUUGGCGGACGAAGAUGCAGGUGUUGAAUGUGAUCACCCUGAAGAAAAUCACGAAGACGAGGAUGCGGAUGAUGUUAGUGAGCAUCAUAAACCGCAUUCGGUGGCAACGUCCAACCAAAACUCAGUUCAGCCAAAUACUCAACAGCAAAAGAAGAAAAAACAAAAGCAAAAACAAAAAAAGAAAAAUGCCUCCACCAACAACAACAGCAGCAGCGGCAAUAAAAAGAAAGAGAAAACAUUGAAAAUUGAAGCCACAACUGCUCUCGGUACUCAGGUUGGAGCUAAAGGCACCAACACUACUGAUAACAAUGUCUCUACUGUUGCCAUUACUAAUACCACCAAGUGCAACGACUGUCAAUCACCAACGUCCGACUGUCCAUGUGAAAGUGAUAUCAAAGAUUCUGGCUAUGGCAGUGAACCUUUGUCCCAUGGAAAUUCACGUACCUCUAGUGUUGUAUCAUCUCCCGAAGAUACAUCGGAGGGUUCCGAGGUCUCGUGUUCGGAUGGUUUUUGUAAUCAUGAAAGUAGCAAAGAUAUAGGAUGUGGUGGCAUACAUAAAUGUCAUUCGGUUGAUUUAGAUGAUGAGCAGCAACAGAAACAUCAUCAUCGUCACCAUCAUCAUGACAACGAAGUGCAACACAAUCAUGAUCAUUAUCAUGAUGACGAUAAUGAAUUUAGCUUUGUUUCGGAUUCUUGUAAAUUCUGCCAAGAGGAUAACUUGAAUACGUUGAGUCUGGAACAAAUGUUGGACGAUUUCGAUGGCGAUGACGAAGCUGAAGAAAACUGUUACAUUCCCCAGGAAGUGGUCUUAGAGUAUCAGUGCCAACGUGAAAAAGUUCAACAGCAGCGUUUGCAAUUGCGUGAAACUUUACGUGAGAAUUUCGCACGUUUGUGUAUGCAACAGGGGCGAUCGGUGGCCUCCUCCCCCUCCUUCAUGUCAUAUAAAUAAGUUGUACGAAUCAAGCGAAACUCUUCAAAACAAAGUCAUCAUAUUUACAGAUUGGUUGCCAUAGCUUGCAAUCGUCGUUCAUUUCUAAAAAUGGACAGCAGCGGCAACGACACCCUUAAAGGAAUAGCAAAAUUUGAACUUUUUCUUUUUUGGCAAGACAACAGAAAAUAUAAAAUAUCAAUAUAACAACUGUACUUCCUCCAUUGCCUCUCCUCCCUUUCUUGUCCUACCAAUUUACCUACUGCUACCUACCUACAUAUAUAUAUCAUCAUUGUGUCCACACCCCCUGUUGCAAACAAAAAUUAAAAACUCAUUUCAUGCCGCAUAGAGGGCAAAAAUGUUUUGAAGUUGAUAGAAAAUGAAAUAAUUUUGUUUGCUAAAAGAAAUCAUAGAAAUUAUGAAUUGAUUGAUUGUUUUCUUUUUAUGUUUAAAAAAUAUAUACAAACAGAAGAAAUAUUAUUUAAAACAGAAAAAAAACAAAACCAAGCAUUUUUUAUAUUAUAAUUUAUAUUAAUGGAAAUACAAUAUUAGUUAGCUUUGGCUAAAAAUGUUAA
This is a messenger RNA of Stomoxys calcitrans (stable fly), 3147 nucleotides long. RefSeq names its product gametogenetin-binding protein 2-like. Gene Ontology annotation, cellular component: nucleus; cytoplasm. The record is from RefSeq and is a predicted model, not a curated record. NCBI's taxonomy places the organism in Eukaryota, Metazoa, Arthropoda, Insecta, Diptera, Muscidae. The coding region runs from base 275 to 2593 and encodes 772 amino acids. The transcript has 5 exons.